GCGUUAGCAUCACUGUAUAGUGACGUCACUGUGUGUUGCGUCGCUGUGAGCGCGCCGGUGCCGCAGAGUCCCGCGUCCCAUCCCGUCCCGCCGCCGUAUCUCCGACCCUCGCUGAGCGCAGUAUUCCUGUUGCAGAGCCGCAACACGGCGCUGGCGGGCGCGACGGAGGCUCCCACCCCCCCGUCCCGCAGGCCGCGGCCGCACGCGCGCCUCGACGCCACCACCUACCGUCCCCACCUGCGCCCCGGCACCGGCCCGCUGCAGGCACUCGCCGACCAAUCCAGCGACCACUCCGCGCUGCACCGCCGCGCCGACACCUACACCCCGGCCCCGCAACAACUACUCACCGUCCAGGGAGACACCAAGGAUGACCAAGAAGAUUCGUCCGAACAGAAUGACGAACAAGGCGAGUUGGCUGAAGAGAAGGAUGAACAAGUAAAGCAGCAGGCGACAGAGCCCACCCCUAGCCAUGAGAUACAACACCUUCCGCUGAGUCUGAGCGACUCACAGACUGUAGUAACGUCGGAAUAUUAUACGCAACAGCAAGCCCAUCAGAAGGCGUCACAGCAAGCGCCACAGCAAACGCAUCAACUAGCGUUGCAGCAAACCUAUCAGCAACAGUUACAGCAAACCCCUCAGCUAGCGUAUCAACAAAAUCAGCAGCAAGCUUAUGACCAGCAAAGACAGAAGCAGCAAGAACCGCACCCAAGUGUGGAGGUGCAACCGCCCGAGUUGCUCGUGCUGCAGUACUUCCCAUCAGAACCGGAGUACUACCCACAGGCACGCCAGCUUGCGCAGCAAAUGUACUUCCCACAGCAUCAUCAGCAGCUACAGCAUCAACAGCAGCUACAGCAUCCACAGCAGCUACAGCAUCAACAGCAGCUACAGCAUCCACAGCAGCUACAGCAUCAACAGGAGCUACAGCAUCAACAGCAGCUACAGCAGCUACAGCAACAACAACGGCAGCAACAGCAGCAGCAACAGCAGCAUUCGCAGCAACCCGGUCCCUUUCAGUAUCGGCUAGUGCCAUUCGACCGAGGGUUCGCGUACUGA
Messenger RNA from Manduca sexta (tobacco hornworm), 1053 nucleotides. RefSeq names its product bromodomain-containing protein DDB_G0280777-like. NCBI's taxonomy places the organism in Eukaryota, Metazoa, Arthropoda, Insecta, Lepidoptera, Sphingidae. The transcript has a single exon. The annotation marks the transcript as partial. The record is from RefSeq and is a predicted model, not a curated record.